AAGGGUUAAAGCCCCAUAAUGUAAAGAGAAGCUAGCUUCAACCCUCUGGACAUAAAGAAAGACAGCCAUUUUGACGUUGCAGGUUAGGUUGCAGCCAUGUUAGUGCGAGGUAUUUUCUUCAGCCUUACCUAUGUGUUAAGUUCAAUGUUUCCCUCAAUAAGCCAGGUAGCAGGAGAAAGCGGAGGAUAUUAUUUCCUCGGCAAACUAAAGUCGCAUGCUGAAUAUGAACCAUGGAAUUGGCGUGCCAAUACCACUCUGCAAUUCUAUUUCAAAACUUGGAGCAAAUCUAAAAUGAUGAUGUUUUAUCAAGAGGAGAAAACACACGGCCAGCACAUGGAUUUAUUCUUGAUAAAGGGGAAACUUCGACUCCGCGUUAAGAUGGGACAAAACAUGGCUUCUAUCCAAAAGCGGUUUAUUGAGGAUAAAGUGGAUUUCGCCGACUCAGGGUGGCAUGAAGUUAAAAUUGAGUUGUCUGAGAGCGAAAUACGUUUUUUUGUUAAUUCAACUGACGGAAACGUAUACAGCGCAGAUCCAAUUCCAUACACAGAGUAUAAUCCGUCUACCACUAGCCACCAAAACAUCGAGUCUCUCCAAGUCGCUGGUCUUGUGAUUGGAGAGGGAUUUAAAUGGUCUGAAUUGUCCUAUCCAAGUAUUUUAAAGGAAGUCUACGGAAAGAAGCCCAUAAGCUUCCAAGGAUGUAUUGGCAAUAUCAGAUUCAACCGAAUUCCAAAUGGUCGCUUAGAGCAAGCGAAACUUCUAACUAGUCCAAGUGAGGCGGAGAACAACUGCACUGGAGCAUGCGCGGAAGGGCCUCAAAGAUGUGCCAAUGGAGGUCGAUGCGUCGAUUAUAUCAAAUACUCCGAGUGUGAUUGCACAGGGAUUGGGUACCAAGGAGGGAGCUGCGAAAAACGUUCCACAACUGUGUAUAUCAAGGAAAAAGGACACAUAUCGUACAGCUUGGGUAUCGACAGUCCCUUACGUUCAACAGAAAGGAACACAUUAGACUUUCUAUUUCUAACAAAUAAAGCAACCGACGGUGUUUUCUUUUACAUGGGAGGGAAUAAGGAUCACUUGCUUGUAGAGCUUGUCAAUGGGAGAGUGCGAGCUCAAGCAAACGUUGGAGGAGAUACUAUUGAAGUACAAAGUGAUAAAGGUUCCUUGAACGACAGCUGUUGGCAUUUCGUGGAGGUCAAACGAAGAAGGUCACGAUUGACACUAAUUGUUGACAAAGUCAGAACGAGUGGAAAUUCUUCGACUAAAAAGUUCAAAGAACUGAAUCUAAACAAUCACUCUAAUGUCAUAUACUUCGGUGGUGGACCAGCGAAGAAGAUACGAGAAAAAUCAAAAUCAAAAACACUCUCAUUCAACGGCUAUCUACAGAAGUUUCGAUUUGAAGGAAUGGAUGUUCUUGAAAAUGCAUUGUCAAACACGAAGGGUUUUUCUGGCACUGAGGUAAAUCGUAUAUCGUCGAGUAACACAAAUCUGAUAGACGCGCAAAUGAACUGUAAGCAGCCUGAUGAUGUUUCAGGCGACUGCUCCAGUGAUGACGACGACUCAGAAAUUUGUGCGACGGCAACACCGACACCCACCGGCGACUGCUCCAGUGAUGACGACGACUCAGAAAUUUGUGCGACGUCAACACCGACACCCACCGUAAGUCGGGCAGCAGGAGAAAGUGAAGGAUAUUAUUUCUUCGGCGAAGUAAUGUCGCAUGCCGAAUAUGAACCGUGGAAUUGGCUUGCCAAUGCCACUCUGCAAUUCUAUUUCAAAACUUGGAGCAAAUCUAAAAUGAUGAUGUUUUAUCAAGAGGAGAAAACACACGGCCAGCACAUGGAUUUAUUCCUGAUAAAGGGGAAACUUCGACUCCGCGUUAAGAUGGGACAAAACAUGGUUUCUAUCCAAAAGCGGUUUAUUGAGGAUAAAGUGGAUUUCGCCGACUCGGGGUGGCAUGAAGUUAAAAUUGAGUUGUUUGGAAGCGAAAUACGUUUUUUUGUUAAUUCAACUGACGGAAACGUAUACAGCGCAGAUCCAAUUCCAUACACAGAGUAUAUUCCGUCCUUCGUUAGCCGCCAAAACAUCGAGUCUCUCCAAGUCGCUGGUCUUGUGAUUGGAGAGGGAUUUAAAGGGUCUGAAAUGUCCUAUCCAAGUAUUUUCAAGGAAGUUUACGGGUCAUGUCAUAACAGAGGGAAUCCCUUAAGCUUCCAAGGAUGUAUUGGCAACAUCAGAUUCAACCGAAUUCCAAAUGGUCGCUUAGAGCAAGCGAGACUUCGAACUCCUCCAAGAGGGGCGGUGGACAACUGCACUGGAGCAUGCGCAGAACGGACUCAAAGAUGUUCCAAUGGAGGUCGAUGCGUUGAUCAUAUCAAAUACUCCGAGUGUGACUGCACAGGGAUUGGGUACGAAGGAGGGAGCUGCGAAAUACCAGUAAAGAAGUAUAUCAACUCAACGGUAUCUCCACAUGUGAACAGAACAGUUUCCAAUGGAACAGAUGUCACCGCACAGAAAAACAACACCAGAGACAACGACAAUAACGUCAGUAGCGGUGGAGAUGUAGGAGCAGGCAAUGGGAGCGACGACAUUGUAAAUGAUCCAGCAGUAAAGAAGCAUAUCAACUCAACGGAAUCUUCACAUGUGAACAGAACAGUUUCCAAUGGAACAGAUGUCACCGCGCAGAAAAACAACACCAGAGACGACAACAAUAACGUCAGUAGCGGUGGAGAUGUUGGUGCAGGCAAUGGGGAUGGCGACAAUGUAAAUGAUCCAGGUAAAAGCACCAAAGGUGUAGCAGUGAGCGAAAGCAAGAAGGCCCAUAAUGGAGUUUCACUUCUGGUCGAUUCGCUGCCGCUUUGCCUUUUUCUUUAUAUGACAGCUUUACUCAUCGGCAUUGAUGUAGCCUGAUAGUGACUUGGUCUACUCCUCUGAAAGCUGGAGUCUCGGAAGAAUCUUAAGCCUCAACAGUGUAGAUAAAAUUGCGCUUUAUGAAGGACUGGGUUCGAGAGUAGAUCAACAGGCUGUUAAAUGACAGAACAACCGUAUCAAUACUUCAUAUUAUCUAUCUUUUAGAGGUUUAGGUAAUGGGAAUCUUUCAGCGUUGUAACCGCUUCAGAAAUUCUUACCAGUUCCCGUUAUUCUCUGCAAGUAACAAACUAUGUAGGUACUAUAAGAUAUCAACACCAAAAAAUUUCAUAACUGAUUUUUGUCCAACGGCUUAUUAAGUACACAAUCUGCGUUAUGUUGUCAUUUUUCAUUCGUUCUCUGCAGAAAAGUUUGAUUGAAUUUAAGUAGUAAAUGACUCACGUUAUUAGUAGUAUUUCUUUCAUCUGUAUUUAAACUAACCAAUGGAUUUACGCAGGAAACGUGAAACUGUGGUGAUUAAGUAAUAAUAAGUAUGUAUUUACACGCCGCAUUUUUUAUGCAAUAAUAAUCACGUAAAAGAAGAAGAAUGUAACUAUAAAAUGUUUAAAAAUGUACUUCCUGUCUUAAAGAACGUUUUCAGUGAGUUUUUAGUGUAGCAAAAGAGUGGUGUAUUACCACAGCUCGUCAGAUCAAGAAAAAUAUAACAAUUUAAUGAGAACUUAAAGUGAAAAAAGCGGUAACUACCUGAAGCGCGGGAAAGCGUAAGUGACCAAGACGCGUUUAGUUGAAGUUUUACCUCUGAUUGGUCGAAAAGAUGGCGCAAGCUUUUAAAAUUUCUCUCGGCACUUGAUCGUAGUUUGUUUUAAAUACAUAUCAAUCGUUGACAAGAAGACCGAGACAACAUCAGUAGUACUGCUGCUGUAUGUAGCAUGUCACUCAAUAAUUUUGAGUGAAAUUUAACAUGUAGCGAAAGUCAGGAGCCCAUUACUUAGUGCGAGUGAAAUACAAAUUUACUUAAAUAAAAAUUGAAAACUUCCA
Pocillopora verrucosa is the source of this 3894-nucleotide messenger RNA. The record is from RefSeq and is a predicted model, not a curated record. Lineage: Eukaryota; Metazoa; Cnidaria; Anthozoa; Scleractinia; Pocilloporidae.